Molecule: messenger RNA, 858 nt
Organism: Odontomachus brunneus
Lineage: Eukaryota; Metazoa; Arthropoda; Insecta; Hymenoptera; Formicidae
Exons: 2
Coding region: 1-858 (285 amino acids)
Molecular function (GO): catalytic activity
Source: RefSeq, a predicted model, not a curated record
AUGGAUGUGGUCGGGUGUUAUGCCCCGCCCUCCUGGACCCGCGCCGAAUUCGGGGCACUCCUGGACCGGCUGGAGGCGCUUAUAAUGAGGCGCCUCCCUAGGCCGAUCAUCGUCUCUGGGGACUUCAACGCCCACAGCACGGGGACGUGCCCCUGUGGCGCGGACCUCCAGGAGUGGGUUGCGUCUGCCGGCCUCAGCUUGCAAAACAGGGGCCGGGAGAGCACCUUUGUCGGGUGGCAGGGGGAGUCCAUCGUCGAUCUGACGUGGACCUCCGCCGCGGCCGCCCGACAGGUUCAGGGAUGGAGGGUGGCGACUGAGGCGGAGACCGGCUCUGAUCAUCGGUAUAUAGAGCUCUGCCUCGUCGUCACCCGCCGGGAGGUGCUCUCAAGGCGCAGCAGCGGGCUGACCCGACUGUCAAGGUGGACGUUAACCUCGCUCAACCGCGACAAAUUCGUGGCCGUCAUUUGCGCGGCCAAUUGGGAUGAAGCGAGACCCGCCGCCUAUUGGUGGUCGGCGGAAAUCGCCGAGCUCAGGCGCUCCGCCGGCCGCAUCUGGAGGGCGAUGGCGGCCCUGCAGGACAGGGACACGCGGGUGGCGGCCUCGGCCGUCCUCACGGCGAAGAGAGGUGCCUCCAAGGCCUUGGCCUGGGAGGACCUCAUCUCCUCUGUAGACCGGGAUCCUUGGGGGCACCCAUACCGGAUGGUCAUGCGGCGAUUGCGCCCAUGGGCGCCCCCACUCAUGGAUAUCCUGGCCUCCGAGCUCCUAGACAAAAUUGUGGAGGGGUUGUUCCCGAGGAUGGGAAACAAUAUCUCACCCUAUACGGGACCCUCUUUUGACUGGCAGGAGGACUCGGGAUGA